Messenger RNA from Mesocricetus auratus (golden hamster), 468 nucleotides. RefSeq names its product leukocyte specific transcript 1 (gene Lst1). NCBI's taxonomy places the organism in Eukaryota, Metazoa, Chordata, Mammalia, Rodentia, Cricetidae. The record is from RefSeq and is a predicted model, not a curated record. The transcript has 4 exons. Gene Ontology annotation, cellular component: membrane. Gene Ontology annotation, biological process: immune response; dendrite development; cell morphogenesis. The coding region runs from base 101 to 385 and encodes 94 amino acids.
UGGGGAACUUGGGGGCCACGUGACUCGUCCAGGCCAUUAAGCCCAGCAGAACAAGGGUUAGUUUAGUCUUGACCUUCAGGCCUGUUCUCAGUCCCUGGCUAUGUUACAGGACGAACAAAAACUGCUGGUCUUUGGGAGCUUGGGGCUGGGAGGGCUCCUUCUCCUGCUUGUCACCAUCCUGUCCGUCUGCCUGUGCCGGAUCCAUCAGAGAGUUAAGAGACUGGAAAGGAAUAAGGCCCAGUACCUAGGGCAGGAGCUCCACUACGCGUCUCUGCAGAAGCUGCCAGUGUCCAGCAGUAAUGGCACCGAGAGAGAGGAAGGAGAAGGCGGGAAGGAGGACCCCAGCAAUGACUACGCCUGCAUUGCCAGCAAGAGACCCACCUGAGCACCCCCAAGUGCCUCCCUUGACCUGGGUGGGUGGGCAAAGUCACCCUGUGUUCGCCUAGUAAAGACUGGUCCCCGCUUCCA